Molecule: messenger RNA, 1272 nt
Organism: Fraxinus pennsylvanica
Lineage: Eukaryota; Viridiplantae; Streptophyta; Magnoliopsida; Lamiales; Oleaceae
Source: the annotation of a GenBank genome assembly
AUGUCAAGAUCCUCCAUAAUAAAUAAAUUUUCAACAUCGUCCCUUUGUUUCUCCAGCGGAAUCAGGUCAUUGUCAUCACCUAGUUCAACGUUUUUUUCUCAAGAAUCCUCGAGUGCACUUUUCAGAUCGGGAUCAUACAAUAACUUACGUCAAAAACGAAGAACUUGUUUGGUUGUUAGAGCUGACAGAGAUUACUAUACUGUGCUUGGUGUGUCUAAAAAUGCCAGCAAAUCAGAAAUCAAAAGUGCAUAUCGAAAGCUUGCCAGGAACUACCAUCCUGAUGUGAACAAAGAACCUAACGCUGAAGAGAAGUUUAAGGAGAUUAGUAAUGCUUAUGAGGUUUUGUCAGAUGACGAGAAACGCUCCAUAUAUGAUAGGUAUGGGGAAGCUGGGCUCAAAGGUGCUGGCAUGGGCACGGGGGAUUUUAGCAAUCCCUUUGAUAUAUUCGAGUCAUUAUUUGAUGGCCUCGGCGGUAUGGGUGGUAUGGGCAUGGGAGGAAGAAGCUCUCGUAACCGAGCCACAGAAGGUGAAGACCAGGUCUACAAUCUGGUUUUGAAUUUCAAAGAAGCUGUAUUUGGGGUUGAGAAGGAGAUUGAGAUAACUCGCCUGGAGAGCUGCAACACUUGUGAUGGAUCAGGAGUGAAAUCGGGGACAAAGCCAACUACAUGUGGCACUUGUGGCGGUCAAGGGCAAGUUGUCUCGUCAGCAAGGACACCACUUGGAGUCUUCCAACAGGUAAUGACGUGUUCUUCUUGCGGUGGGACUGGAGAAAUUUCUACUCCUUGCAACACAUGCAACGGUGAUGGCCGAGUAAGGAAGUCAAAGCGGAUUAGCUUGAAAGUUCCUGCUGGGGUCGACUCUGGUAGUCGUUUGAGGGUCAGGUCUGAGGGAAAUGCCGGACGGAGAGGGGGCCCUCCCGGGGAUCUUUUCGUGACCAUAGAAGUUCUUGCUGAUCCUGUUUUGAAACGGGAUGACACCAACAUACUUUAUAUUUGCAAGGUUUCAUAUAUAGAUGCUAUUUUAGGAACAGCAUUGAAGGUGCCAACGGUUGAUGGGAUGGUCGACCUCAAGAUUCCACCGGGUACCCAACCUAAUACAACGCUAGUUAUGGCGAAAAAAGGCGUUCCCCUUUUGAACAAAAGAAAUAUGAGGGGAGACCAGUUGGUGAAAGUGCAAGUUGAGAUUCCAAAGCGCCUAAGCACUGAGGAGAGGAAACUCAUAGAAGAGAUUGCCAACUUAAACAAGGCAAAAACAGCUAACAGUAGCAGAUAG